Molecule: messenger RNA, 1263 nt
Organism: Cimex lectularius (bed bug)
Lineage: Eukaryota; Metazoa; Arthropoda; Insecta; Hemiptera; Cimicidae
Product: hillarin-like
Exons: 2
Coding region: 134-565 (143 amino acids)
Source: RefSeq, a predicted model, not a curated record
UCAAUAAAUGUUUCCUUAGUCUGUUUUAGGCAACAUAGUCUCGUUUAGAGUCCAUGCACCGAGCAGCGGAGCGUUUUUGCUCGACAUUUUCGCAAACACUGUCACACCUAAAGAAUACCUGACAGGCGAACCGAUGAAAUUUAAAAGUGUUUGCAAAUUUAAAAUCAUGUGCGAAGAUUUACAGACAGUUAUGGUGCCGUUACCGGAUUGUGCGAGCGGAGAGUGGGGUCCGACGAAAGCUACAAGACUCUUUGGAUUGAUACCAAUAACACACCAGGAGGCUUUGAUUUUUGCUGGACGGGAACUUGAAAUACAAUUUAGAAUGUCGAGGCCUUUGAUAGAUUUUAUGGCGACGUUGCAUAAGAAUGGUAUCGAGGAAAAGAGAUUAUCAAAAUAUGUAUCCUACGCUAUAGCGGACAGUGAUAUGGUGACAUUUUCACUUUCUUUUCCCGAGGAAGGACAAUAUGGGUUGGAUAUAUACACAAGAGAAAUGGGUAGAACCCCAGAAAAAUACCUUCUCACUCACUGUUGCAAAUAUCUUAUAAACAGUUCUAAGAGAAACUAAAUCGAAUUCCUGUUAAUAUAUAUUAAUAUUCUUUUGUAAAGUAUUUUAAACUGUAUUGAUGAUGUAAACAGUUACACUUGUGUCAAUGAUUCGUAUUUUAUAUAUUGAUUUUUUACAAAUAAUGUUUUCUUAUAACUACAAAUUUAUAUUGUUUAAUUAAAUUAGUUUGAUAUUAAUUUUUUGCAAUGUAAUAUUAUACGAAAUGUUCAUGCCAAAAUGAAUCUGGCAUAAACGCAUUACAACAGAAAUUUUGCAUAAAAAGCACAUGAAUUUAUCGAUUGUUGGAAACGUAACUUUUUUAAUUGAGCAAUUUGUAAUAAUUUUUCACUAAUCCCAUGUACAAUGAUGAAUCUUUUAAAUAAACUUUACCAAUUCUCACACAUAUAACACAAUUUAAUGUACAAUAACCGAUUACACGAUCGCACUAAAAUAUGAUAAUUAAGCAGAGUUGCACCAUGUUCUCUGUUACAACGCGAAGAAGAACAUUGUUAUAUUAUAGCACACUAAUUAUUUAUUUUGACUAUGUUAUCUAUGGUAUAAAUAAAUGUAUAAUUAUUUUGCAAUAAUGUGUUUAUAUGUAAUAUUAUCAAUUGUAAUAAGUUCAUUAGUGAAAUAAUUGUUGUUAUGUACACUCCGAUAUAAAUAUUGUUAAUAUAAAUUAAUUGAAUGUUAUUUAUUUUGAUAAUAAAAUGUUGACA